Messenger RNA from Vicia villosa (hairy vetch), 1330 nucleotides. Its product is annotated as aspartic proteinase CDR1-like. Gene Ontology annotation, cellular component: extracellular region. The record is from RefSeq and is a predicted model, not a curated record. The coding region runs from base 19 to 1239 and encodes 406 amino acids. NCBI's taxonomy places the organism in Eukaryota, Viridiplantae, Streptophyta, Magnoliopsida, Fabales, Fabaceae. The transcript has a single exon.
UAUCGAGUACAAGUAAGCAUGGUUUCUUCUCUGUCAUUUUCUUACCUAGCAAUCAUUUCUCUAUUAUUUUAUCAUUCAUAUUUUUCAUCCAUUGAAGCCCAAAAUGAUGGGUUAACCGUGAAACUAUUUCGAAAAACCUCUUUCAAAUAUAUACCAAAUAUUAUACAGGCACCUAUACAUGCUCAUAUUGGUCAGCAUCUCAUGGAGGUGUAUAUUGGAACUCCACCAAUAAAAAUAUAUGGUAUUGCAGAUACAGGAAGUGAACUCAUAUGGACUAAUUGUGUGCCCUGCGAUGGAUGCUACAAACAAAUCAAUCCUUUGUUUGAUCCUAAAAAAUCUUCCUCUUAUAUCAAUGUUUCAUGUAAUUCUUCUCACUGUAAUGACCUUCACUUACAUGAGUGUUCUCCUGAGAACUAUUGCAGUUAUAACUAUGGCUAUGCAGAUAGUUCUGUUACUCAAGGAGUUCUCGCACAAGAAACAGUUACCUUAACAUCAAACACAAAUAAAUCAGUCGCCAUUAAAAAUAUUCUUAUUGGUUGUGGACAUAAUGAUACGGGAACUUUCAAUGACCAAGAAAUGGGUAUAAUUGGUCUUGGAAGAGGACCAAUGUCACUCAUUUCUCAAAUAGGUCCUUUAUUUGGAGGCAAGAAGUUUUCUCAAUGUUUGGUUCCAUUUGACACUGAUAUUAAAAUUGCAAGCAAAAUGAGUUUUGGAAAAGGUAGUGAAGUAUCAGGGGAAGGCGUGGUUACAACACCUAUGGUUAUAACACCAAACCCAGUUUCAUAUUUAGUUACAUUGCUAGGUAUUAGUGUGGAAGAUACAUAUUUUCCCUAUAAUUCUAAAGGGGAUGCUUCAAAGGGUAAUAUGUUGAUUGAUUCAGGGACACCGCCAAUUUAUAUGCCUAAUGAUUUGUAUGAUAGAGUGGCUACUGAAAUAAGAAACAAGAUUUCAAUGAAACCCAUUAUAGAUGAUCCAAGUUUAGGUACUCAACUUUGUUAUCAAACGAAUACUAAUCUUGAUGGGCCAAAUCUUACAUUCCAUUUUGAAAAUGCAAAUGUAGUUUUAACACCAAUCCAAAUAUUCGUUCCGCCAAGAGAUGGUGUUUUCUGCUUGGCAAUAAAUAACCAAACUGAAGAGGAAGGCAUUUAUGGUAAUUUUGCACAAUCAAAUUAUUUGAUUGGGUUUGAUAUAGAGAAAGAGUUGAUUUCUUUCAAGCAAAUGGAUUGCAUCAAACAUUAAAGGCUAAUCAAGUUCAAAUCAUGUAUUAGUAUAAAAGUUUUUCAUACUAGAUAGUACUUGAUCUUGUUUUAAUAAUGAAUUAUGGUUUAAG